Plasmodium fragile is the source of this 5997-nucleotide messenger RNA. RefSeq lists its product as uncharacterized. The transcript is spliced from 2 exons. Gene Ontology annotation, molecular function: ATP binding; P-type transmembrane transporter activity; ATP hydrolysis activity. Lineage: Eukaryota; Apicomplexa; Aconoidasida; Haemosporida; Plasmodiidae. Gene Ontology annotation, cellular component: membrane. The record is from RefSeq and is a predicted model, not a curated record. Bases 1 to 5997 code for a protein of 1998 amino acids.
AUGGGCCGGGUUUGCAAAGCGGACAGCCUGCCAUUGACCUACUUCGAACUCACGUGCAUCUGCUUCUUCUACUUCUUCCUACUGAUAAGCUUCCUGGUAUGGUGUGUACGCAAAAAUCGAUUUAGAAAUAUAAUAAAUGAAAGACAUAAAUGGAAGAAUACCGAGGCCCACGCAAAAAAUGAAAAGGUCGAAUUUUUUAACUACAUUUACGAAGCACAAGAGGAGGACGACUCAGACGACAUUGUAGUUCGGCAAGAAGGGUACCAAAAUAACUUUGUUGGGUUCGCACUGAAAAAUGCUUCCAUCUUCCUAUACGUAUGCACCCAUAUCAUUAUCCUCUUUUUAAUUGCAAAUGAGUAUUGCAUACGCGAGGGGGCUGAGGUUCUGUGGAAUGAUCGAGCUUUUAUUUUCUUCAUUUUUCUCCUCCUCUGUUUUUCCAUUACAUAUGGCAUUUUGACAGUGAGAAAACAUCUGCACAGCUUUUUUCUGAAACCCUCUCUGCUGAAGGAAAGUGAUUAUGUGUUGAUAUACACCAAGAGUGAUGAGUACGCCAACACAUAUAACACUUCCCUUAGGCGAAGUUUCUUCUAUGCCAUUAACUGGGCUAAAGGAUGGUAUCACACCUUCGGAAGACGCAUCCGGCAUUGUGCGAAUGUGUAUGUGCACUACCAGGGGGUGAUAAAACAUGCACUCUUUUCAGAACUUUCCAAGUGGGGCUUCAUCCAGGGAGGAGAUGAAUUUGAAAAUGCGCGCUCAGGCAACAGUGAGGAGGAAGAGGGGAGAGGACAAAAAGAUAACCACCACAUAAAAUAUGAAGACAUUUUGGAAGACACGCGUUUGUUAAGCGGGCACACGAGGAAGGGACAUUCAUGGGGUCACCACGAACAGGGGGCUAACAAAAUGGCAGGAAAGGUCACCGGCAAAGCGGGAUCGUCGAUGGAAAGCAAAGCUGGCGCAGUCUUCCCACCCCUCACAGUGCACAAGGUAAAAGUACAGACAAACGAAAAGAAUAUGCGCUACUUCUUUUUUAGAAGCAUGAAGUACGUAUACAACGAAGAGAAAGACGCAUUCCACAAUAUCGCCCAUACCAUUGAAGAAAAGGUAAACAGCCUCGACUUCAACUACGUACUAAAAAAAGGAGGACUCAACAACAGCGAAAUUAUUAACAAUCUAAAUGACUAUGGUUACAAUAAUAUACACCUCGAAUUUUGCUCCUUCUUUAAAAGCAUAAAAAGAGAGCUACUCGAUGGGAUCUACAUGUUCCAGCUAUUUAUAACAUACAAAAAUUUUUUUUGGAAGGAAGUGAUAACUUCUCUCAUUUGGCUAGUCAUCUCAUUUCUAAGUGUUGUAAGCAAAAUUAUGAAAAAUGAAAAAAAUAAAAAAGAGAUUUAUGAAAAUAUACAAUCCACCAACAACACCAUUGUGACAGUCUAUAGAAAUUCUAUCGUUCAACAUGUCCCCUCUAGUAAUUUAACUAUUGGAGAUGUGAUCAUUAUAAAUUCUAAGAUGACCAUGCCUUGUGACUGUGUCCUACUGACGGGUCAAGUUUUAGUAGAUGAAAGUUUACUAACUGGAGAAUCCAGACCAAUGAAAAAAACGUGCAUAUCUAAUUUGAGCUCCUUCAACUCUUUUGAAAAUAGGACCUACUCAUCGUCUAGUUAUUCAUUCCCUUUUGGAGAAAACUCAAAGGGGAACCAGUCCCAAUGGAACAAGAAUGACUCUCCACAUGCAGCCAAUCCGAUGAGUCCACAGGUCGCAGGGAACAAUAACCAUGAGAGGUUUAACAAAGACAAGUACUACAGCACCAAACGAAAUUUCCAUCACAAUAAUAUUCUAUACUCUGGCACGGAUGUCCUUUCUACAAUGAACUCCACAGAGAGCAUCUACGCAGUGGUCAUCAGUGUAAGCAUAUACACCUACAAGGGCAAGUAUAUGCAGAAUGUUCUUUUCCCUAAUCCACUCCUCUUCAAAUACGACUCGCAAUUACCCAUCGUCUUUCUCUUUACUAUUCUCUUCUCUUUCAUAUGCAUGUACUUCCAAAUACGUUCCUUGGGACUUAAUAUGACAUCCAUUUUUUACACCAUCGGAACCAUGUCACAAAUACUACCUGUCUGGACUCCCGUUGUUCUAAACAUGGGGUUAAACAUUUCAACGAAUAGAUUGAAGGAGGAAAAAAAUAUUAGAUGCAUUGCUCCAUCAAGAAUUCCCAUAUGUGGGAAAAUUAGAAUCUUUUUUUUCGACAAAACGGGAACAUUAACAGGACACAAAAUUGAAUUUUCAGGAGUUCAUUUUAGUAAUAACGUUUUAAAUGAACAAAAGGCACAGCUAUCUGGACUGGACAACCAUAGCAAGAGCAUGUCUGACGAUACGUAUGAUGUGAAGUAUGAAAGUUAUUACCCCUCCAGUAAAGUCAAUAUGAAUUCGGUUAGGAAAAAUGAGUCGCUUAAAAUGGAGUUUGCCCAUCGGGUGGAUAGCAGCGUCCCUCAUGGAGGGGCGUCCUCAUCGGGCACCGGCUCACAGAGAGAUAAAAAUCUUGUAACGGCGGAGAGCGCAGAUGGGGAAAACCACGCAGAAGUGCUGGAUCAUAUGGACGAGGCAGACCGCGCAAAUGGUCCGUCCGUGCCCUCCCUGUACUCGAGCGUCGACGAUGAAGUUUUACCCGUGGUGCCCGAUGUGGGCCAAGCAGCGAGCAGCGCUAAUGGGAAUGAAGACGACUUGGUUGUAGGUGAUAGUGGUAUGGUCGUAGGAGAUAGCAGCAUCGUUGGAGAUAGCGGCGUCGUUGGAGAAAACGGCUUCGUUGAAGAAAGCAACUUCGUUGGAGGCCAAAUGGAAGUAAACAGUGGCGACCUCAACCGGGAGAGGGAAACCCCCGACGAGGAGGACGCCAGCCAGCCCUCCAGCGGAGACGUCUUCCAAAGCUACGACGAAACGGAUGAAAAUAAAUACCAUGAAAAUCAGAACAAAGAAGUCUCUCUUACUGCAGAAGAACAAAUGGCAGGGAACUCCGAUCAGGGAGACCACGUCGAAAGGGCUAACCUGUCAACGUUGCCAAAUGACGACAAGAAAAAUGUCGAUGAAGAAUCAUAUUUGCUUGAAGCGGAGGAACAACAUCCCCUAGAGGACAGAAGCGUUUCCAUCGACAUGGACAUAGAUGAGUCCACCCAAAGGGCCAAGAAAGAAAAAGAAAAUACCCCCAUUGUGGGACGCGAAAAUUUUAGUCAAAAGUCAGUCCAGGAAGAAGCAGAGCCAGCAGAAGAGGCACCUCCUAUGAGGAGCUGCCACUUCAACGAAUCCAACUCUUCCAUGAAUUCUGUCACAUCACUCCUUUACAAUAGCAAACUCAUGUGGGCAAAUAAAGCCACCCUGAAAAAUACCCCUCCAAGUUAUCACCUACUAGUAUACGCCCUCGCAGGCUGCGCAUGUGUCUACAGCGAUAACAUCAAUGACAAUAUAUAUGGACACGAAAUAGAUAAAAGAUUAUUCGAAGCCACAGAAAUGAAGAUAAGUAAUUACAUUAACAAAUACAACAUGAACGUGAAAAAGGUAUCCCUAAAAAUUAAUUACACAUUUAAACAUUUUGAUAUUCUCAAAACAUUUGAAUUUGACUACUUCACAAAAAUAUCGACGACAGUAGCAUAUGGCUACUUUGAUUUGGGGGAAAAAAUUUUUGUCGUUUUUUCUAAAGGCUCAUUUGACAAAAUUUACAAAAAAUGCAUCAAAAAUGAAGAAAUACAAUUUUUUAAAAAGAAAGAACAAGAAUACAGUAAAAACGGGUUCUACGUAAUUGGACUAGCUUUUAGAAUCAUAUAUGACAUGUCCUUUGAAGAAAUAUUACAACUACCAAGGGAAGAGUUAGAAAAGGAUAUGAGGUUCUUAUCCCUCAUCAUGUUUAGCAAUUACAUCAAGAAAGAUGCUGAGUUGGUUAUUCAAACUUUAAAAAGCUCUUCCAUCAGACCAGUCAUUCUUACUGGCGAUAAUGCAUACAACUGCCUCUAUGUAGCGAAUAAAAUUGGUCUUUUCAACAGCAUUAACUUUUACGAAUCCUUUCUCUCCAUCAACAUGAACUCGAAUACAAACACCAGCUCCAACUCGGCGGAAAGGAUACUAAACGAACGAGAAAACCUGUUCCUCUCCACAGAGACGAAAUUCUUGUCAUUUGAAAAUUUUAUCAAGUCCAACGCACAAGUAGGAAGGGGCGAUGAAGAAAGUGUCGCCGGGGGACCAUCCAACAACUUCGCCAAGUCUUCCCAUCCCCAAAUGGAACACCAUGCCGAUUUUUACCUUGUACAUGGCGAGGGCGCCCAUGGAUCCGCGCAAACGGGAAGGAACGGGGCUCCUCCCAUAUUUCGAACACAUGAAAAAGGAGAGGAUGAUGUGGGAAACCUCCACAAUAAUCACCUACCCAAGGGGGCGUCCUCCAAGAUUUACCGCGAUAUGGAUGAGGACUACGCGCGGGACGAAACCACAACACUGAUCCACCGCGGGCAGAAAACUGCACAGGGGGGUGGACAAAACGGGCACCCCGCCUCCGACGGAAACAGCUACAAUAGUGUCGACGAAUGCAAAGCCGAUCGGGCAAGCGACGGUCGCGGGAAUGAGGCACCCUUCCUCGAAGCAGUCAGCGAAAUGAACCCCCCACACAGCAAACACUCGUACUACACUUAUGAGCAAAACGAACAGAGAAACGAAAAUGUUAUUAUCUACGGGUACAUGCAAGAAGGCUCCACUGACCUCGUAUUCGUAAACAUACAAAAUGAUAAAAAAGUGAAUUCAGAAGAUGUGCUCUUUGGAAAUAUCUACAAAGAAAUUAUCCUAACGGGAGAAGCAUACACUUACAUAAGACAUACCAUAUUUCGUAUCUCCAAUGAAGAGGAAGAUAUAACGUCGUAUAGUAACCAUGAAAGGUUGGAAGGAUAUAAAAACUUUCUUCUACGUGUACGCAUCUUCUCCAGGUUAACCCCAAAUCACAAAAUGGAGGUGAUAAAGGAUUUUAUAAAAUAUGAUUACAUCUCUGGCAUGUGUGGAGAUGGUAGUAACGAUUGCGGAGCUCUAAAAAUUUCUCAUGCAGGAUUAGCCUUAUCAGAUGCGGACACUUCAGUAGUAUCCCCAUUUAGUAGCAAAAAUGAUAAUAUAAAAAGCGUCAUUGAUGUGUUGAGAGAAGGUCGAGCUUGUCUAGUAACCUCUAUUAACUGCUACAAGUAUAUGCUCCUCUAUGGGUUCAUGAUUUCCGUGGUCAAAAUUGUUCUCUUUAUGAAUGCUCAUGCCGUUAUGUCAGAAUAUGGCUACCUCUUCUUCGAUAAUGUGAUCCUAUUGUUGCUAGCAAAAUCCAUGACCCUUUCCAGACCAGCGAGAAAAUUAAAAACGCAGACUCCCACCUCAAGUAUUAUUGGUGCUCAGACUAUCAUUUCUUUAUUAUCCAAUUUGGUUGUUAACUUUUUUUUUCUUUAUAUAAUUAUGCUGCAAUUUUUUUAUGUGUAUAAAUUACCAUCGUCGUAUGAUAUGAACAGCUCUGCCCCCAAAUCUUCUUGGUGGCUCAUGAGCGACAACUACGAGAGCUUUUUGGCCUGCGUGUGGUUUUGCUUCCAAAUUGUGAAUAGCGCGUUCAUUUUCACCUUCGGCGGCAAGUACCGCAAGCCCAUCUUCUCCAACUACACCUUCAUGGGGUACUACUGCCUCAUCAACAGCUUCCUGUUCUACCUGACGGUCGGAGGGCCCAACCGACUCACGUGCCUCUUUCGAAUGAACUGCAACGACGAAGUUUCCAGAACAACCAAAUUCAAAAUUCUAGACAUAUUCUCCUACUCAGCCAGCGGCCUAAGUUUCUACGGCCCAAACGGAAACAACAUCCUUACCACAGGCCAUAAAGUGAAAUUCCUUUUUUUAAAUCUUCUUAACAUAGCUGUCAAUAUUUGCAUAUCCAAAUACGUUUUGUGCGAACCUUUGUACAACAUGGUUAGGCGGUUCUUCAACUUCCAAAAUAGGAAGGUCCCCGUGUAG